Sceloporus undulatus (fence lizard) is the source of this 5958-nucleotide messenger RNA. It is a transcript of the gene PTPN1, whose product is annotated as protein tyrosine phosphatase non-receptor type 1. NCBI's taxonomy places the organism in Eukaryota, Metazoa, Chordata, Lepidosauria, Squamata, Phrynosomatidae. Gene Ontology annotation, biological process: protein dephosphorylation. Gene Ontology annotation, molecular function: protein tyrosine phosphatase activity. The transcript has 9 exons. The record is from RefSeq and is a predicted model, not a curated record. Bases 75 to 1541 code for a protein of 488 amino acids.
GGCGUGGCUUCCCGUGGGCUGGGAGACAGAGAGAGAGAGGGAGGAAGAAGGGCAGCAGGAAGGCGGCGCUCUCCAUGCAGAGAGAGUGGGAGAGAGCCAGAGAGGGCAGCGGGAGACGCAGCAGCCCCAGCGGAGGAGGAGGAGGAGGAGGCCCUGGCCCAGGAGGAGGAGGGACCCCGAGGAGGAGAGCCGGGAGCGGAGGAGGGAGGCCUCGGGGCCGGGGCCAGGGCCGAGGCCGGCCACUCCUGCCCCCCGGAGGCAUGGAGAUAGAGAAGGAGUUCCACCGGCUCGACCAGGCCGACAGCUGGGCCGCCAUCUACCAGGAUAUAAGACAUGAAGCCAGUGACUUUCCAUGUAAGGUGGCCAAACUUCCUAGAAAUAAAAAUCGCAACAGGUACAGAGAUGUCAGCCCCUUUGACCACAGUCGAAUUAAGCUGCAGCAAGGUGAUAAUGAUUAUAUCAAUGCUAGUUUGAUAAAAGUGGAAGAAGCAAAUAGAAGCUACAUACUCACACAGGGUCCUCUGCCAAAUACUUGUGGUCACUUUUGGGAGAUGAUUUGGGAACAGAAAAGCCGUGGUGUUGUCAUGCUUAACAGAGUGAUGGAAAAGGGAUCAAUAAAAUGUGCACAGUACUGGCCACAAAAAGAGGAGAAAGAAAUGCUCUUUGAGGAUACAAACUUCACGUUAACUUUGGUGUCAGAAGAUAUAAAAUCCUAUUAUACAGUACGACAAUUAGAAUUGGAAAACCUCACAACCCGGGAAACACGAGAGAUUCUGCACUUUCAUUAUACAACGUGGCCUGAUUUUGGAGUCCCCGAGUCUCCAGCUUCAUUCCUCAACUUCCUGUUCAAAGUGAGAGAGUCAGGGUCACUAAGCCCUGACCAUGGACCCAUUGUAGUGCAUUGCAGCGCAGGAAUUGGAAGAUCAGGAACUUUCUGUUUGGUUGAUACUUGUCUCCUCUUGAUGGACAAAAGGCAAGAUCCUUCUUCUGUCGACAUCAAGCAGGUUCUUUUAGAAAUGAGAAAAUACCGUAUGGGGCUUAUCCAGACUGCAGAUCAACUUCGUUUCUCUUACUUGGCUGUUAUAGAGGGAGCAAAAUUUAUUAUGGGAGAUGCAUCUGUACAAGAGCAAUGGAAAGAGCUCUCAAAUGAAGACCUGGACCCACCUCCAGAACAUACGCCCCCGCCACCAAGGCCACCCAAACGAACCUUAGAAAUGAAUAAUGGAAGGGUGCAUGAUCACAUAGAGUUUUUCCCAGUGGUUGAGGACAAAAUUACAUGUGCAGUCAGCACACUGGAGGAGAAGGUUCCUGAUGGCAGGGUGUACCCCCCUGAGCAACUAGACAUGGAAAGUGCUAAUCAAGACACUGAGCUUAGGAAGAGAACUGUUGACACUUCACCACACAGUGAAGAGAUGAUGACACCAGAAGAAGAGGAAGAUGAAAACAUGAUGUCAACAUGGAAACCAUUUCUGGUCAACAUCUGCAUGUUUACUGUCCUGACAGCAGGGGCAUACCUCUGCUACAGGGUGUGUUUUCAUUGAUGGACCUGCCAGGGAUGGCACCAAAACACCAGUAACGUCAUAGGUGUUUAAAAGAGAAAAGAAAGCUAAAGGCGGAGAGGCAACUGAGCCUUGUCCCAAUGGAAGUAUAUCUUAAAAUUUGACAGGCUGGAACUAUGGUUAGGGCUUAAAGAGAAAGUUGAUGCACUAGGGUUUAAUUUUGCAGCCCUAUGGUCCCAAGAACAUAAUAUUCUAAUCUCAGGGCCUUAAGAUAUUCAGGAGUAAGCAGAGAAUAUGCCAAAUAAGUCUUGUGUUUUUCAUUAUUUUUCCUUUUUUUUUUAAUGGAAUAAUAAGAGUUUACAACACAUUGUUGUUUUUUAGUCUUUUGAAGCCAGUUUUUGUUCUUUUGGUUGUUUUUCAGGAAGAAAAAAAAAGAAAUUAGGCACAAGUGAAAAUUGCUUGUAUUCUCCCAUGUAUGGAAAAGAAUAUAUGAUUCGGUUCCUCAAAACACCACUGUACACCUACACAUACCUCCCUCCCAAAAGAGAAUGUACCACUCCUUUUGAAAAGGGAGAACUCUUUACUUGCAUCCCUUUUACAGACUGAGGACUCAGUCUCUAAAAAACCACUUCUGUGUAACCUCUGUUAAUUGGCUAUUGCUCAGGAGCAGCGAUGAAUGAAUGGAAAUUAAAUAGUAGCAACCCCACCCCAAAAAGUUAGAUUAUACCCUAUUUUUGACAGUGCAAGAAGUAUGGGAUAUAUUUUUAUCUUUCUCAGAUAAGGUUCUUGCCUUCAUUACAUGUUCAUUACAAGGGUACCUGCUAUUGCUCAGGGCAUCCCAACAGGUCAGACAUCUUUUUCUCCUUUAUUUUUAGCAAAAUAACUGCAUUUCUUCCCAGCUCACCCACCUACCACCUAUUGCAGGUCUUUGUUGCACUUUGUUUGUAUGUGCAUCUCUCUUGCACCAUGUACUUUCUAACUUCAUUUCCUUUUUUUGUUUGUUUUGUAUUGUUUUGAACAGAGGGACAGGAAUGCAACCAAACUUUGUCUACCAGCAUUUACAAAAUGUUUCAGAUACCUGCUUUAGGAAGGCCCAGUUUUUAAGGUUCAUUUUAAUGUAAAAUGCAGUUUCACUCCUGACUUGCCAUGUGAAGAAUGUAUUUUGUGUUCAAAACAGAAGAGGAGGAGUUUGGAAAUAAUAAUGAUUACAAUUAUGAUAAUUAAUUUCCUUAUUGUAGAGAGCCAUGGGAAUGGUUCUUCAGAAAUUUCAAGUAGUUGAUGCUGGGAGCAACUUCCUUUGAAAUCCAGCAGGCCUAGCUUUUCAGAUCUGCUAAUUCUUUUGCAAGCUACAAGCCACUGUGAUUUUAGGCAGAGUGAGUUUGGUUGGGGUUUUUUUUUUAAAGAACAAAAAUGUAAAAAUUGGCUUUUAUUUGGCUUAAGAUCAUGCUGUUCAGUAGCCUGGCUGCAAUCCUAAACAUAAGAUUAAGCUCCUUUGAACAAUUUGGGAUUUACCUCUUAGUUAAAUAUGUAUAGGAUUGGAUUAUAAAUAUAAGGCUUUGGAAUAACCAAGCUUAAUUGAACUUAACUGCUAUGAAGAGAACAAAAAAACUGGCUAGUCAUGUAUUAUGUAUUUGUUUUUGUUAGAUAUUGACAUGACUGAGGUAGUACACUGAAUCUGUCAAAACCCUUUUAUGAGCAUCAAAAAUGAUACUACAGAAGAAUCUGUUUUCUGUAGUGCAAAGAACAAGACAAAGGUAUUUGCUGAAGUUGUAACCUUUUUGAAGUAAAACCAUGACCACAGUGCAGCUGAUCACUGCUUUGAAAAUUCUGAGGUUCUCUUAUAUAGCACUUAAGCACCAUCCCUUUAAAAAAACAGUUAUAGGCUUUGGAUUUUCUUUAUUUUUGUUCUCCACCACUCUCAUAAACUUUAGUGUUGUUUUUUUCCUUGAACCAAUGCAAUGUUAAGUAAGGGUCUUUGGGAAAGAAGGAAGAAAGAAGAGGUUAGAUUAAAAAUAAGAAUAAAAGGCUACAUUUGUAUUAAGGGCUUUCUAAAAGUACAAUAAUAAAUCCUCAGGUAGUACUUGGGAAUCUUACAAAAAGAAAACGUUACCUGUGAGAUUGUUGUUCAGAUUAGAAUUUGAAAGGAAGAGUACUGUUAAGUGGUCAAUAUUUAAUAGUAAUAUUGGUAACAUGAAAAAUAUUGAUAUGAGUAUAGAAAAUGAUAUAAUAUAUAAUGGCUCAUCUGUGAAUUUUACUAAACAGUAAGUGAUUGCUUUGUCCCCAUCAAACUCUUGUCAUUCAGUAGGAUAUUGUUCAGAGGCAGUAUUUGUAUCUCAUUUUUAUUCAAAUGCAUGUGUAAAGUCUCCUAAAAGUGUCCUGAUCAAAAUCCAUGCGCUUGAAAGGUUAAAAGAAUUUCUAUAUUUCUGCUUUCUGAUGUGCCCAAAUUAUAUUUGCAUGAUCUGAUCAUUUAAAUGGCUGUGGUUCCAAGGGUGUUGCUGAAUGACUUCAUUCAGCUAAUAGACUGGUAGCUCUGUAUGUGUGUGUGUGUGUGUGUGCGCACACACAUGUGCUUUCUCUUUCUCUCUCUUUUAUAACAAAAACAGAUAAUGUGUUUCUUGCCUAAUAUUUGGCAUGACUUUCUAUUCAGUUUUCUACAUAUUCCUUGUAAUCCAGUUGUAUACCACUCAUUUCGGCCAAGUUAAGUAUAGUACAAACAUUCCAGAGUGUGUAACAAAGCCAUAUUCACACCUCCCUCCUGCGCACGCACAGUAACUUUCUGCAGCAGAUAAUUGAAACACGAGUGCCUGGAACCAUUAAGCUGCCUUCUGCUACUCCAAGGAAGCAGCUUACUGCAAAAGGCCACCAGAACCAAAGUAAGAUUUAAAGUCUGUACUUCUUGUUUUGUAGAAAACAAGAGAUUUUAAAAAGAAUACUGUAGUAAUAAGGAAAGUUGUUUAAAAAAAACAGUGGGUAAUAAAUAAUUUGUAUCAUUCUUCUUCCUAGAAGAAAAUACAGGUAUACCUCAGUUAACGAAGUAGAUGCGAUCCUGGAUAUUAUGUUGUUAACAGAAGAUUUGGUACUAGAGGUAGAAAUGACAGGGAAAGAAUAGGGAUAGGUUCCUUCACCACAAAAAAAACAAGAGCAAUUCAACAAACCUUUUAUCCAAAGUCUAACAGUAUGACCAUGUGAAAUGAAAAUGCAGGUAAGCCUUGCAGAAGUAAACAAAACAUUUUAAGCCUUCUGGAAAUGACUUGAAGGUUUCUUCCAAAAAGCAUAUGGGAAUGCCUUUUGUCUUUCACCAGCCUCUGCUUUUCUCGUGAUUUCCACUUAAGUGGCCAAACGUUACAGAUCUAUGAUUCCUUAACAUGCUGGUGAGGCCAGGCCAGCGUAUCUGCUUUUUCAUGCAUGCCCAGUAAGGGAUGCUGUUUGCUUUGCCUGAUACAGGUAGGUACACAUUGCACUGUAGCAGUGUGUUCUAAAUAAGAUCAGGUAGAGCAGAAUCCCACUCUUUCCCACCUCAAGCUUUACUGCAGGCACACUGCUGCAACCUAACACCGGCUGUCUACUGUUUCUUCUGCCCUCCACCAUCCUCCCAAUGCUGAUGAUUGCUUUUAAAACAACAACACAUCCAGCUAGACAGAGGACAAGGAGAAAAAGAGGGUCUGGGAAGCAUAAAAAGACUUUUUUUAAAAAGGAGCUUCUUUGACAGAGGCUUUGUUAAGUGAGGUAUGCCUGGUAGUAGAACUCAGAAUGUGUCUCUCUAGAAUCCACAGUGAUUGUACUAUACUUGCAUCCCUUUAGUUAAGAAGAACUAAAGUUCUUUCUUGCUAUCCACUGCAGGGUGUGGGGUGGGGGAAUAGAUCAGCUCUGGCUAACAUGCCCCUAUAGCCCACCUAAUGUCACUGUUUGCCUUUUACCUAUUUGAAUUCAAGAAAGAUUUAUACUGUAGUGAAAACAUACAGUAGAAUGCCCUAGUAAAGCCCAGUGAGGUGUGUAUAAGGCUUAUAAUGCUGAACUAUAAGCAUUUCGUUUUGAUGUCCGGUAUAUGUAUGUAGUAGUUUUGGGUGUGUAUAUACAGUAGCAUUUUAAAAGUGGAUGUACUGAUUAACCUAUUCUUGGGGCAGUGGGGGCGGGAGGGGUGGAAAAAAUAUCCAUGUUUAAACUUGUUAGAAAGUUAGUGAGCUGCUCUGCUAUAUGCCUUAAGCAAAUAUUUACUCAUCAGGUCUUUCUUUUUUACAGAUUGCCAUAGAAAACUUUUUUUGUAAAAAAAAUAAAACUAAGAAAAAAAAGACACAAGCUAAAUGUUUUGGUAUAAUACAUUUUCAGGUAUAUUGUCUUUUGUGUAAGGCGCUGCAAUGACCUCACAGUUUCAGUAAAACUGUACAGUUUUUUCAAUUUCCCAUACAGAUUUUCAGUUCUCAUUUUAGCUGCAACAAUAAAAUUCUUUUGUAAAGAAGCA